AUGUUGGGGAUAUUAAAGACCAAACCAUAUCAGGUCAGGAGGCUUUUGUGUUUGACAGGUAGGAUACUAACAUUUACACUAUUUAAUUGGCUGUUAUUUGUUUUAUUUUGCUAUUUUUUGAGUACAACACGCUCAUUUUUUAAUUUUGAAAAUUGUUACCUAAAAUAUUGCUGUUUUAGCACAACUGGACAAGCUGGUGCAGUUUAAAUUGUCAGACAUUGGAGAAGGAAUCGCAGAAGUACAGUUGAAGGAUUGGCAUAUUAAGGUGGGAGAUAAGGUCAAUGAAUUUGACGAAGUUUGCGAAGUUCAAAGUGACAAAGCGGCUGUCACAAUCACCAGUCGAUACGAAGGUGUGGUUAAACGAUUGUAUGUUGACAAACUGAGUUUUUUGUACUAAAGUUUUUAUUGACUUAUGUAUACUAUGUUUAUGAGCGUUUUACUCUUUAGUAUGUCAUGUUUGUAUAGCAAAUCAUUUUAGAUAUUAUGAUAUAGAUCAAGUAGCCAAAGUUGGAGCACCUUUGAUUGACAUUGAAGUGGAUGACGACGGUUCUGAAGUUGUGGAAGAUGUUGACGAAGGUACAUCAUUUAUGUUUUUAUUAAGUAUCAAUUUUUAUAAAUUAUACAUUUAUAAUGUGAAUUUAUGUGUUUUAGAUUCAGCAUCUCCACAAAAGUCGCAGAAACAUCCAGAACAUUCAGAUCGCUCACGGUCGGCCAAGUUGUUGAUGACUCCAGCUGUGAGAAGGCUGCUAAAAGAAAACAAGAUUGAUAUACGGAAGAUUACGGGCACUGGUAAGGAUGGUAGGGUACUGAAGGAAGACGUACUAGCUUUCUUGAAUGUUGUGGAGACAAAGGAAGGUCAUGAGCAACGUGCUCCUACUGCUCUCAAGGCUUUUGAGGUUCGUUCUUGGUUUAAAUUGUGGUUUUUUAUUAUUUUUGGUUUUGUUAUUGAAGGAGAGUUUAAUUACAAUUUUAUAUUUUUAUGUCCGGUUUUUACGUUUUUUUUCUGUUAUAUAUUACUUUAAUGUGAAUUUUUAGCCGAAGUUAACAGAAGACAAAGUGGUGCCUAUACGAGGCUACACUCGUGCAAUGAUCAGCUCAAUGUCAGAAGCCUUAAAGAUUCCCCAUUUUGGAUACGACGAUGAAUACACUGCUGAUUCUUUAGUCGCUCUACGAGGUCAGUUAAAGUCAGAAGCCAAGAGAAGAGGUAUCAAGUUAACCUACAUGCCGAUUAUUCUGAAAGCAACGUCAGUAGCACUAACUGACUACCCGCAACUGAAUGCUCAAGCUGAUUCGGAACACAAGAACAUUAUCUACAAGGCCAAUCACAACCUCUGUGUGGCUAUGGACACGCCAGGAGGACUAGUGGUACCAAACGUCAAGUAUUGUGAACAGAAGAACAUGUGGGAGAUUGCUGAGGAUUUGAACAGACUACUGGAAGCUGGUCAAAAGCAACAGCUCCAGAGGGACGAUCUGCUGCAUGGCACUUUUACUUUGUCUAAUAUUGGCAUUGUAAGCAUAUGUUACACUUUACAUGAUUAAUGUUGAAACUUUCUUUAUAUAGUAUAUACUAAAACGUUACAGAUUGGUGGAACGUAUCUGUCUCCGGUCAUCUUUCCACCACAGGUUGCUAUUGGAGCCAUUGGUCGAAUCCGGAAAGUACCAAGAUACGACCAUAAUGAUGAACUUAAGCCUACAAAUGUAAUGAACUUCUCAUGGGCGGCUGAUCAUCGUUUUGUUGAUGGUGCUACGAUGGCACGGUUUAGUAACCGACUGAAGGAAUUACUCGAGAAUCCUAUGUUAUUGGCCUCUUGUCUACGUUAA
Molecule: messenger RNA, 1821 nt
Organism: Bursaphelenchus okinawaensis
Lineage: Eukaryota; Metazoa; Nematoda; Chromadorea; Rhabditida; Aphelenchoididae
Source: the annotation of a GenBank genome assembly